CUAGAAGAUCCAUACACCAGGGAUGAAAUUUGUAGUUCUCGCAAUAUAGACUAGAUUUAUCUUUAGCUUAUCUAGCACAAUGCUUAACAGCCUAUUCUGCUACACGUGAUAAAGAUAGUUUCUUCUGAGAGAAACAAGAUUUCUAUAAAAAUAAAAACUAUAUAUUUUCAGUAGAUGGAUUUUAUUAAUUAUAAUAUUCUUAUUCUCAUUGAUAUUGCAUAGAAAUGUAGUGCUUAUUGAUUAUGAUAUGAUAGGGUGUGCUCAUUUAAUUUGUGAUUAAUUACUGUAAUAUUGUUGCUUGCACCCUGUUUCUAAUUAGGGAUCAAAGGAGGCACCUAUUGGUAUUGCUAGGACUCAGUAUGAUACCUGCUAGGACAUGUGCUAGGACUCUUGGUAUUACUUUAAUGUCAAGUUUAGUUUGUACUUGUGUUACCACAUUGUUGACUUUUGAGAGUCAAGUUGUCAAUCCAAAAUUAUAAGUUAAAGAAAAAUCAAGGGAUGUUUUAUUAUAACAACAUGUUGAAUAAUAACACUAAUUCUUUGGAUUCCAAUUUAUAAUUCAGUAGUCAUAGUUUCUGACAAAUAUUUAUGUAAAGAUAGGUUAGGGAAGGGUUCAUCAUUAAGCAAUGGGUGCUAAUUUCAUCAAUUACAGACCACAUGAUGGAAGCUUACGUUUGGUGGUCUCACAGUUAUUGUUAUUAAUUAUGUAUACUUAUAUUAUUAGUGAAGGUAAUUGUUUUCUUUUGCUAGUUAAAGAAGCAGCAUAUUACAGAUUACAUUUUAUUCAUGUAUUCUCUCCGAGUUAUUUCAUUUUGACAGAAUAAAUUAUCAUAUAUUUGACAGAAUAAAUUAUCAUAUGUUUAUGUAUUAAGAUGAAGAUGCUUCACUAGUGAGAAUGUUGUUGUGGUUAUAUAUCAUACUGUGAAGUUCGAUAUGCUGUUCUAGUACCUACAUUUCUAUGUACACAAAAUGGUGCCUGAAAACUGUUAUGUAUCGAGGUACGGAGGCUGCUUUAGGAUGAUGUGGGGCUUUGGCUACUUUGCUCUUUUCUUCUUGCUUUCUUGAUAUAAUUACCUGUAAUCAUAGAUCUUACAAUGUGAAUUCUUUUUUAUUGUAUUGUAUGCAAGUAUUAAAGCUUUCCAAGGAAAUGGUGUUUUGUGAACUUUUGAUUCAAAGUUAAGAUUUUGAAACUGGAUUUAUUUACAUUUUGGGGAGUUUUCAUUAUUUUCUCAAGAGACCCCCCACAGUCACUAUAAAUAAGGCCUGGAAUUGUUUUAAGACAAAUUCUUUUUUAGAGAAUGUAGGCAUGAAGCUGUCUUACGUUAACUUUAAUAUUUCUAGUUACAUGGAUGCACUCUUACAAAAAUGGACUAGGGAAAGAUGUAGAAUGUAUUUUUUGAAAUGUUUGUUUUUCAAUUAGCUAUAUAUACUCCUAUAGUUGGUGAUGGUAUUGUUUGAAUUUGACCUUUGUAUUGUGUAGGUCAACAACAACAACAAUAAUAAUAAUAUUAAUAAAUGAUGUCUAGCACUAGCAAAAUCCAUUGCUAACCAUUGAUUUUGUUCUCUGCUUUUGAAAUGACUCGACAAAUUUCAUUAUGUAUAUACACAGACAGGUAAUUUCAUGCUUCACACAUGUUAAAGGCAUACUGAAAUAUUUUAUGGCAAUAGGUAAAUACAUUUUGAUAUUUCAAUGACUAGUUCAUAAAUAAGCCACCUGUCUUGCCUUGUUUUAUUAAAAUUCUCUUCAAUAAUGAAGGUUAACUACACCAAAUAGUCAUGUUAAUCAGUUGAGAGAAAAAGCAUAACUAGUUAAAAAGGAAACAAAUGUUAACUGACCUAACAAAUGUGACUGACAAGAAACAAAGGAGAGUACAUUGGCAAAGGGUAAUUGUUUUUGCUUCGACAAGAAAUUAAAAUAACACCAUUUGUAAAAGACGGAUAACAAGAAAAUGUUAUUCUCAAAACCAAUAUGCAAUGUCCAAAGACAUUUUAUCCACCAUCCAAUAAAGUAAAUGUGUGACAUGAUAUGACUGAUACGGUAUGAUGACUCAGUGUUGGUAUGAUGGUACGUUGAUGUUAACCACAGAUGGAGUCAGUAAGGUACAGCCUGGCAUCCCUGUUGCUGAUGAAACAGAUGCCCCAAAACCCCUCACUGGGGGAGGUGCUGUUACAGCUCGCACUGAUGUAGAGAUCGAAGGUCAAGAAGCAGAUCAGUCGGACCAUUCCAACAAAGACAAUCACCAAGGAGAAUCUCAACAACCUGCAACUAAUUUCAGUUUUCGAAAUGCAGAAAAAAUGGAGAUAACUGCUGUUGAGGAUAAUGUUCAGGAAGAAACAGAUGACAGUGAAGCUGAUAGCUCAGGUUCAGAAGAUUUAGUUAAAAGAAUGAGAGAUAAGUACAAGGAGAACUCUGGGAGGGACAGCUCGAGUAGCUCCAGCUCUUCCAGUGAAGAAGAAUAUGAGGCAAAGUCUAGCUCCUCCAGCAAAUCCACCCACACCUCAAACAAAGUGGUUUCAUCCCAGAAGGAAGUUGAUGAUGCUGACGCUGACACUGCAGAUGAUGUGUCAGACAUUGAGACAGAUGUUGAGUGGCCUCGGAAGUCAGAGGAAGAGAUUAAUGCCGGUCCAAAACAGAGAGUUAAUGAUGCCUUACCCCCAAAACCACAGAAACCUUCUAAAAAGAUUCAAGGGAUUUUAUCGCCUAAAAAGCAGAAAAAUAAUGGCCAAAAGAAAAGGACAUCUUUUAAAAUGGAUGAUGAAGAGGAUGAGAAAUCGGAUGUUAAUGUUGUUGUUCAUAGAGAUAAGGAAGAUGAUGGUUCAGGGAAGGAGAAGAUAAAGAAGAAGAGGCGUAGCAACAUCAGCAAGGACAAGAAUUAUGAGAUUGGAAUUGUAGCCUAUGAAGAAGGAGUGGAACAAGAAAAGGAUGAACCCUUGGGUCUUCGAGCAUCUGAUGCAGCCGACAGAAAGAAAGAUGAUGAUCAGACAUCGGACAUUCCGGAAAUUUCGGUGAACAAAUCAGGAGUGACAUUGUUUUCCGAUCGGGUGGAUGAUGUGGAGCCUUGCCGGGAACAUGUCACUGUUGGUUAUGAGGAGGAGAUGGAUGAAAGAGGCACAGAGUCAGAUGUGGAAGGAGAGGGGAAAUCAGUAGAAGUUGGUGGUGGGGACCGGGGAACCUCAGGGAGUGAAACAUCGGAAGACAUGGUGGCUCAAUAUGCUGCUCGGCUUACAGAACUGGAUGAACGAGCUGGGACUGAAGAUAGUCAGGGACUGUCCCACAAGGUUUUGAACCAUGCAGAGACAUCUCAUAAUGACGUUCAAAAUGGUUCCAGAGAGAAUAUGACUACAGAAUUGCAUGAUGUUAAAGAAAGUCAUCCUGCAGCAGGAAACGGACAAGAAGUUGGUCCUUCAGCUGACUUGCCCAAAAUUCUGAUUGACAGCUCAGAAGCUCACAUGGCUGCAUCAGGACAGAUUAGUCAGGAGAGAAGGUUAUCUGAAGCUAAAGAUGACCCAAGAAACAUGCUGACAUCAUCAGACGAGCAGUUCAACAAUGUGGAGGUCACACUGGCUGAUAUCAAUGCAAAGAACCCUGGUGGUGUUCCAAGACGAGUCAGUGUUGGUGGGGAAAGUCUCCUAUCAGUACCUUGUAGUGGCGUUGUUGAGAAGGAUUGUGUUGUGUGGACAGGAGGUUCCCAUGCUAACCAGGAGCAGCCUGAGGAUGAAGUCAUCAGUCCAAGACAGUGUGAUACCAAGAGGAGGCCAAGUUUAGACUCAACAAGAGAUGCUGAUAUGCAGCAGCAGAUUCCGAUCAUACUGGUGGAGGGAGGGUGUCACCCUUCACAGGACAAGGUCCUGUCUCAGGAUGAAGCGAAGACAAGACUCGCUAGGACCCAGUCUCCAGAUAGCAAUGAUGGUAGUCCAGGAAGGACUUUGUCUCCUGAAAGAAUUCCUGACACAAGACAGUAUAAGCUUCCUUCUUCCCAAGACAAACAAUACAGGACUCCUGUUCUUACCAGACAUGACAGGAUUAUGUCUUCUGACACUGAAUCAGAAAGGAAUUCUUCUGCGGAGGCUGCUGCUGGGUCUGUUCCCGAUAGGACAUUGACCUCAGAGGACACAGGGCUGUACACGGAGUGCAACAACCACACAGAGAACAAGUCUAGUGUAGGGUUGAUGAGGGAAGAGAGCCAGAGUCUGCCCACUAUCAUCACUGAACAUGUGGACUGAACAUUGGAAUGUAUAUAUAAAUGUUGCACUGCUGGAAAAGUCUGUCUCCAACUCUAUGUCAAGACACGGAUUAUGCUUCAGGGAUGUUUCAGUGUCAACUUUCUGAUCUCAUCUUUACUUUGCCUAUAUGACCUUCUUAAUGAUAUAACCUUCAUGAUAAAACUUUCAUAUGAUCUUCAUGAAGUUAUCAUAUGACCUUUAUGAUAUCAUAUGAUCUUAAUGAUAGGAUCAUAUCACCUUAAUGAUAUCAUAUGAUCUACAUGAAUUAUCAUAUGAUCUACAUGAAUUAUCAUAUGACCUUUAUAUCAUAUGAUCUUCAUGAUAUGAUCAUAUGACCUUUGUGAUAUCAUAUGAUCUCCAUAUGAUCAUAUGACCUUCAUGAUUCUUCGUGUUACGGGGCGGUCGGGUAGCCUAGUGGUUAAAGCGUUCCCUCGUCACGGCGAAGACCCGGGUUCGAUUCCCGACAUGGGUACAAUGUGUGAAGCCCAUUUCUGGUGUCCCCCGCCGUGAUAUUGCUGGAAUAUUGCUAAAAGCGGCGUAAAACCAUACUCACUCACUCACUCUUCGUGUUACCUUCAUAUGAUCUUCAUAUGACCAUGAUUUGAUCUUCAUGACAUGAUCUCCAUAAGACAGUUCAAGCAAUACAGCAACAGGUUUCACUACAACUGCAGCAGGGUGACUUGGGAGAAAUGGUCUUUACUAGCUAUUUACUUGUUGUUUACUUGUUGUUUAUGAAAUAUCGCUGAAAGAUGUUACUGCUCAUACUUGAUAUUGACUGCUACAAGUUGUUUGUAGAUGGAUUCUGAUGAAAUAUUUUUGUCUCAGUGUGUAUCCUGCUGUGAUUUAAUUGAUAGUCGGAUUUCGACUUGUAAAAGUAAAAAUAUUUAUUUCAUUUGGUAUUAUUGUUAGGAUGUAAUCCUUAAUACAGUUUUGUUUCACUCUAUAGACUUUAUGAGGAUAUGGUACAAAUGUACUUUAAUAUCUGAGGGUUGUUUCUGAGCUGGAGGACAUCACAGUGUGGUAAUACUAGUCAUCGUUCAAUGUUCGUCCAGAACUAAAUUAUCAGAUCUGCUAAGUCACUGUUAAAUCACUUGUGCCUUGAUGUUAUAUCAGUCUAAAGUUCAGAUGUUGAAUACAAUAUAAUUUACUAACCAUUGUUGGCCUGGAUCUUAGAACAUGACCAUGGAUAGUCAAUUAACAUUACCAUAGAUAGUCAGGAAACAUUACUGUAGCUUGGAGGGAAAGAUAGCCACAGAUAGGCAGGAAUUAUGACCAGAGAGGCAGGAAACAUGACCACAGAUAGGCAGGAAAGAUAGCCACAGAUAGGCAGGCAACAUGACCAUAGAUAGGCAGGCAACAUGACCACAGAUAGGCAGGAAACAUGACCACAGAUAGGCAGGAAAGAUAGCCACAGAUAGGCAGGAAACAUGACCACAGAUAGGCAGGAAAGAAAGCCACAGAUAGGCAGGAAACAUGACCACAGAUAGGCAGGAAAGAUAGCCACAGAUAGGCAGGCAACAUGACCACAGAUAGGAAGGAAACAUGACCACAGAUCAUCAUCAUGUCCAUAGUAAAGGAUUUAUCUUGGGUUUGAACUACAUGCCUGUGGCAACCAAAUUGUGAUAAAAGCAUUACUUAGUGGUAUUAUACCAUUGCUUCAAAUUCAUCUUCCCAAGGCAAGGGAGUUACCUGACUGUAAAAGUCCAGUUUCCGCCCUUUCCGAACUAUGCUGUAAUUUUGUGGCUCGAUCGUAGCCCCACCAGCGAUUACAAGUUAUUUCCCUUCUAUGUCCCUCCUAUUGACCAAUCACAUUCUACCUCUCAUAGCACUUGUAUUUGCUUCAAGCAAAAUGGUGGCACCAUGUAGAGACAAUAUUCAAAAUCUUUAUUGUAACAAAAUGGGUCUUAACUCAUGAAGUACUUGAAAUCAUUUAGCACCUUGAUUAAAACAAGUAACAUGAAGAGCUUUUUGCUCAGGUCAGGGUACACAAGCUCUGCAAAUCCUGCAAUUGACCAAAAUCAUCAUGUUGUUUGUUGUUUUCAUUACACCAUUUUGAUUGGACUAUGCAUAGACUCAUUAGUCCAGCCAAAAUAUAACUCCAUAAUUCCAGAGUAGUUCGACUUUUAUAGUCAGGUAACUCCCUUUCCUUGGGAACAUGCUUCCAACUCAUUCGUCACCACUCGACCCUUUCCGUAACUUGCAAGAAGACUCGUCCCCCUAUCGAUGAAUGUUAUGUGUGAAAAUACGACAAACCAAUCAGAAUUCGUGUAGGAAAGGUCAAAGAAUCCGUCAGGAAUAAUUUUUGCAUUUAAAAAUAUACCCAAGAUACAGUUUAAUUUGUUCAAUCAUACACUAUAGUACUGUAAGUCCUGAUGUGUCACCAAUACCAUUUGGAACGUAAAUGAUAUAUGGGGCAAAUAUACGUUUAUCAUGACACAACGAGUUAACAUUUCUUUUAGCUAGUCGCAAGAAUGGCCAUGAGAGGGGCAUAAGUUGCUAUUCAGCUUGUCCCAGAAUAACAAGAGUUGGUCACGAAUGG
Molecule: messenger RNA, 6763 nt
Organism: Haliotis rufescens (red abalone)
Lineage: Eukaryota; Metazoa; Mollusca; Gastropoda; Lepetellida; Haliotidae
Product: serine-rich adhesin for platelets-like
Exons: 2
Coding region: 2041-4224 (727 amino acids)
Source: RefSeq, a predicted model, not a curated record